Molecule: messenger RNA, 2826 nt
Organism: Fonsecaea multimorphosa CBS 102226
Lineage: Eukaryota; Fungi; Ascomycota; Eurotiomycetes; Chaetothyriales; Herpotrichiellaceae
Exons: 3
Coding region: 1-2826 (941 amino acids)
Biological process (GO): regulation of DNA-templated transcription; DNA-templated transcription
Molecular function (GO): DNA binding; DNA-binding transcription factor activity, RNA polymerase II-specific; zinc ion binding
Source: RefSeq, a predicted model, not a curated record
AUGCAGAGCUAUUCUCUGUCAUCCGCGCCUCCUUCGGGCCCCAAGAACUACGUCUUUGUCGAUGAGCAUAACCGACAUAAGCGGCUCAAGGUGAUGCGAGCCUGUGAAGGAUGUCGUCGGCGGAAAAUCAAAUGUGACUCCGCCACAACCAACACUUGGCCUUGCGCCGCCUGUGUUCGGCUGAAACUCCAGUGUAUCCCUCCCGCAGGAGGACUCGAAGGCGAUUCAGGAGAUAUCGCGCCCGGAAGUGCUGGCGAAGAGACGAGCGGACCGCCAUCAUACUCGGCCGCAUCAGCCGCACCUGGCCAACAACAAGCCCAGAGUUAUGCGCCCACAGCGCCAGCCUUCCAACUCAACCAAGGGAACCCAUACUCUUACGAUGCGUACGUUACCAAUUACCAGAAGCCAUCGUUUCAAGUCGCCGAAAAGCCUUACGACAGCUUCUAUUCGGAUUCCCAUCAAUUUGAUGAGACUUUGCACGACCCCUAUCAGGAUGCUCCGCAAACCUAUGCGCAGACCCAAUAUGACGAGAAGCCUUUCAGACAAGAGCGGGCUGGGUCCUCCCCAGUCGAGGUCACGGCCGAAGACCUUAUGGAGCACCUUGGUCAGUUGAAGAUUGGUGAGAGCGGAGUUGCACCCUAUAUUCGAUCGGAGAAAAGCAGCAAAGAACUAGACCCCCCGAUUCAGGAACCUGACCCGGAGCCAAAGAUUGCUGCUGCGUUCAGCACCGAUGCAGGCUCUCAGAUCAGGAUUCCUCCGGCUCUGAUGCCGUCGCACGACGAGGCGAUGCAGACCUUUGAGCUGUACUUCAAUAAUGUCCAUCCAUAUGUUCCAGUGUUGAACAGGCGCCAAUUCUACAACCAGUGGCAUCGUGAUCAAGCGUCCAUCUCUCCUCUUAUCCUCGAAGCAAUUUUCGCCAAUGCCGGUCGACUAUCGGAUGAUCCAGCCCAGGGCGCACAAUGGCUCGCUCUGGCCAAUAAACAUGAACCGUUCUUUUUGGACAGUCCAAGCCUGAGCAAUCUCCAAGCCUUGUUGCUCCUGCUAAAAGCCCGAGAGAGUGCGCCCAAAAGAGGAUACUACUAUCGUUCGUGGAUGACUUGUAAGACGGCCAUCACCAUGGCGAAAGAUCUCGAACUACAUCAACACCAUGAGAUCCACACUCUGGGGGAGCCAUGUGGUUCCGACCCCAUCGAGUGCUUAACAAAGACUCGAAUUUGGCAGACACUUCUGGUUUGUGAGACCAUGGUAGGAGGCCCGCAAGGGCGCACCGAUUUCGGGGUCGAUCCGAAUUCCGUUGAUAUUAGUGAGAGCCCGCCCGGUUCUGAGGUAGACGACUACGAAAGGUCAAUCUCCAGACAAUUCGCAUACUUCGUCCGCAAUGUCCGGAACAUUCGUCUCAUCACAGAUGUCCACCGCAAGCUGCAGAGGAAGAAGGACUGGGCCCUGGAUAAAGAGUUCGUGGCAUAUAACGCCUCGUUCCAGAAAUGGCCUGACGAGCUCCCACCUGACUUGCAGCUCCCGCUGCCGCCGACGGGUGCGACGCCCAAUGUGACUUCACAUUUUCUGGGCAACAUGCAUUCUCACUAUCACUUGGCAAUCGUGAUGUUCCAUCGACCACAGCUUUCAGCCUCUCAAUCUUUUCCUCCUGAUAGUCAGUGGAGACAUCAUCUGAGUGUAUGUUACAACUCGGCCAAGAUCCUUUGUCGACUACAAGAAGGAAUCCUGGCCAACUUCGAUCUGACGGGUCUUCUGGUCAUGCAGAGAGGGAUCAAUUUCACCAUCUACGCCAUCUUGACCUGCAUCAUGAUUCAUCUGGUUGCGUUUUCUUCGCCGGAUCCUGAGUUCAAUUUCGAAGCCAAAGACUACUUUGUCCGACAAAUGAGGAUUCUCGAGCGAUGUGUCUCGGCUUGGCCAAUGCCAGAAACAGAGGCUCAAAUCAAUGCUCUUCGAGCGGCAUUUUCAGCCGACGUCAACAAGCCCUUUGAACUGAAAGAGUCAUUCCCCCACGGGACGCCUUCUGACAAUUCGCGACCAUCUCCCGUAUCUCCACCGUCCUACGAGAGACAGCAGCCGCCGAUGCCGUCACAGGGCCAGAAGCUCGUCGAUCUUCAGCAAUCUCAGCAGCAACAGCAGCAGCAGCAGCAGCAAGCCCAGGCUGGUCCCUAUGCGGCACAGCACCUGAGCCAGAUGACGCGCCAGAGUCCAUACCUGGCCACCCCGCCUGUUUCGGUCUAUACAGCCGAUUCCAAACCUCCGACUCCCUUGUAUGCUCAGAACUACGAGCUGGAACAGACGCCCUACUCAAGCAUUCCGAGCUCCGCGGGUGGAUACUACCAGCAGCCGACGUCGGCGACCGAAAUCCAGUGGAACCCGACUCCGAUCAUGGACCAGUUCGACACGGCGUUCGCCAUUCCUCAAUCCGCGCUGGCUCCCCCUCCAUCCCUGUACGGGGGCAGCGGUGCGUCGCCUCCUGGGAAUAUGCAUUCCAUGCAACAAGCGAGCUUUACCUCGACCAACUCCCCCACCUACGGGACAACUUCGCUGCCGGGGGGCUACACAGCGCAACAACAGCAGCAGCAGCAGCCGCAACAACAACAGCAACAGCAACAACACUACUACUCGGCACAACAGGCGCAGUCGUAUCAGGAUUCAUCGCCGCAAAUGGCGUCGAACUCGCAGCUGCCUAUGUCCGCCGCGACCUCGUAUGCCACAGUGGGCGUGGGAGGGGCGGCUAUGCUCGUGACGCCUCAACAGUGGCAGCAGAGCGUGGCCAAUGUGAUUGAUGCAAGCAGAUUAAAGAGGAGGUGGGAUUACACCCAACACUAA